UCAGUCAGCAGACCCACAGGUGGCAUUCUGAAGCUCAAGAUAGUUCCCAUUUCUGGGAGAACACUGAGCAGGCCCAUCUUGAGCAUGCCAGGGCCAGGACACAGCCUCCACUCGAGGAGCAGGGGAAACCUUGCAGCCAAGGGCAGCCUGAGCUGCUACAAACCAUGGUGAUCCAGGCCUGGCUAUGUUCAUCUGCAGUUUCCAGACAGCAGGAGAGCAGAGUCCCAUGGCUGCCUUGUACAUCUGGACACAGCCACUCCUGAGAAUAUUCAGCUGCAUGCUUGGCACUCUUGGCAGGAAACUUACACAAUGUCUGGAGCCCUUGAUGUCCUGCAGAUGAAGGAGGAGGAUGUCCUCAAGUUCCUUGCUGCAAGAACCCACUUAAGUGGCAACAACCUUGACUUUCAGAUGGAGCAGUACAUCUACAAAAGGAAAAGUGAUGGUAUCUACAUCAUAAAUCUGAAGAAGGUCUGGGAGCUCUUGUUUGCAGCUUGGGCUAUUGUUGCCAUUGAGAACCCUGCUGAUGUCAGCACAUCUCCUCCAGGAAGGAUUACCAGUAAGCUGCUGAAGUUUGCUGCCGUCACUGGAGCCACUCCAAUUGCUGGCCACUUCGCCCCUGGGACCUUCACUAACCAGAUCCAAGCAGCCUUCAGGGAGCUGUGGCUUCUAGUGGUGACUGAUCCCAGAGCUGACCACCAGCCCCUCUCAGAGGCAUCUUAUGUCAACCUGCCCAACAUUGUGCUAUCUAACACAGACUCUCCUCUGUGCUAUGUGGACAUUGCCAUCCCAUGCAACAAUAAGGGAGCUCACUCAGUGGUUCUAAUGUGGUGGAUGCUGGCCCAGGAAGUACUCCGCAUGCGUGGCACUAUCUCCCGUGAGCACCCAUGGGAAGUUAUGCCUGAUCUUUACUUCUACAGAGACCUAGAGGAGACUGAGAAGGAACAGGCCACUGCUGAGAAGGCUGUGACCAAGGAGGAAUUCCAGGGCAAAUGGACUACACCAGCUCCUGAGUUCACUGCUGCUCAAACAGAGGUGGCAGACUGGUCUGAGGGUGUACAGGUGCCCUCUGUACCCACCCAGCAGUUCCCUACUGAAAAGUGGAGUGCUCAGCCAGCCACUGAGGACUGGUCAGCAGCUCCCACAGCGCAGACCAAUGAGUGGGUUGGAGCCACCACUGCGUGGUCCUGAGCUCCUCUGCAGACACCUGAGCAAAGGGAAAAAAGGUGGAAGGAAAAUAAAGUUCUUAUAAGCUGAAAAAAAAAAGACUUGUGCACUAAAGUCUUCUUUCUUAGUUUCUAGCCUUUGUGGACUUAUAUUCCACCCUUACAAUUAUAUGACAACUAUUAUUUCUAUUAAAUUAAUUUCUUUAAUAUGGCUUAAAUUACAAUUUAAUUAUAAUAUUUUCAGUGAUAAUCACAUGAUGUCAAUCUAACAUUUUAAAACAGAAACCAAACUAUGGAAGAAUUUUUAAAAUGUAGUUUUCUUUAUCUCAUAUUGAACUGAAUAUAGCUUUCAUAUUUACCACAUGGGCUUCUAAAAUCUUGGCUAUAUGAACAGAAGUUUUAGUUUUUUAGGUCAAUAUGUAAUGAAUUUAGUCAUGUCAUAAUUUUUGUGUGCAUGCAUGUGUGUGUGUUUGUUUGUGCAUGUGUGUUUGUGUGUGUGUGUGUGUGUGUGUGUGUG
Messenger RNA from Peromyscus leucopus (white-footed mouse), 1680 nucleotides. Its product is annotated as 40S ribosomal protein SA-like. The transcript has 3 exons. Gene Ontology annotation, biological process: ribosomal small subunit assembly; cytoplasmic translation. Gene Ontology annotation, molecular function: structural constituent of ribosome. NCBI's taxonomy places the organism in Eukaryota, Metazoa, Chordata, Mammalia, Rodentia, Cricetidae. The record is from RefSeq and is a predicted model, not a curated record. Bases 310 to 1188 code for a protein of 292 amino acids. Gene Ontology annotation, cellular component: ribosome; 90S preribosome; cytosolic small ribosomal subunit.